Sitophilus oryzae (rice weevil) is the source of this 1395-nucleotide messenger RNA. RefSeq names its product WD repeat and FYVE domain-containing protein 2-like. Lineage: Eukaryota; Metazoa; Arthropoda; Insecta; Coleoptera; Curculionidae. The transcript has 6 exons. Gene Ontology annotation, molecular function: metal ion binding; protein binding. The coding region runs from base 1 to 1221 and encodes 406 amino acids. The record is from RefSeq and is a predicted model, not a curated record.
AUGGCAGCGGAAAUCAAACCGGCUACACAAACUAACGAUAGAUUUUGUACAACGAAAAAGCCCGUCCUUCUGGCCAAACUAGAUGGGUGCAGCGAUGAAAUAAACGCAGCAGUAAUUAUUCCAGGAGAAGACGGUGUUAUCAGUGUCUCGGAUGAUAAGACUGUGAGGGUAUGGCUAAAAAGAGAUUCAGGUCAAUACUGGCCGAGUAUAUGCCAGUACAUGCCAAGCGGUACCACUUCUGUCUAUUACACUGUGGAAACAAGACAACUCUUUAUAGGACAAGAAAAUGGAACUGUAUCAGAAUUUUCUCUUGCGUCUGAUUUUAAUAGAAUGAUGCCAGUACGGGAGUACCUAGCUCAUCAGGCCAGAGUCACCGAUAUUAUAUUUUCAAUUAAUUGUGAAUGGGUACUCAGUGUUGGGAGAGAUAAAGUAUUUUCAUAUAAUUGUACUCAAACAGGUCGAAAUAUUGGGACAUACAAUGCUGAAGCUUGGUGUACAGCUUUACAAUUCGAUGCACAGUCAAAACACGCUUUCAUAGGCGAUUACUCAGGUCAAAUAACUAUGCUUAAGGUAGAUAAUAACGGACCCACUGUCAUAACCACCCUAAAAGGUCACUCUGGUUCGAUCCGGUCACUUUCUUGGGAUGUUGCCAGGCAGAUGCUGUUCAGCGGUUCCUUUGAUCACACUGUUAUUGUUUGGGAUAUUGGAGGCCAACAGGGGAACGCUUAUGAGCUACAAGGUCAUCAUAAUAAAGUGUCGGCUUUGCAUUAUUCAGACUCUACCAAACAAUUAAUCAGUGCUGGAGAGGAUGGUGUUAUUGUUUUUUGGGAUAUGAACCAGCCUAGACAAGAAACACCGGAUUGGAAGGAGUCAGAUGUGUGUCAGCUUUGUGGAAGGCCCUUUUUCUGGAAUUUGAGAGCUAUGAUGGAUCAGCGUCAACUUGGCUUACGACAACAUCACUGCCGAUAUUGUGGCAAGGCUAUUUGCGAGAAAUGUUCACAGGGUAGAGUGACCAUACCGAAAAUGGGCUAUGAAUUUGCUGUUAGAGUUUGUGAGCAUUGCCAUACUUCAAUUAAAGAUGUCGAAAGACCAUCCUUAGCAACGUUUCAUGAUGCUAAACAUAAUAUUACCGGCAUGAAUGUCGACGAAACGUCAAAAAAACUGGUAACGGUUGGCCAGGAUAGAGUCAUUAAAAUAUGGGACAUUUCUGCUUUGCUUUAACUUUUUAAAUUGGUUGGCGAGUCACUGUAUUGAACCAAUUAUUAUCGUAAAAAAUAAACUGAAAUUUCAAUAUACUUUAUAUAAUUUAAUGUUAUAUUUAUAUUGUAUAGGUUAUGUUUAAUGUUAUGUAUGUAUAGUUUUUAAAUUUACUGUUAAUUACACACAAUUAAGUAA